Molecule: messenger RNA, 475 nt
Organism: Priapulus caudatus
Lineage: Eukaryota; Metazoa; Priapulida; Priapulimorpha; Priapulimorphida; Priapulidae
Product: ankyrin repeat and SAM domain-containing protein 6-like
Exons: 3
Coding region: 26-463 (145 amino acids)
Source: RefSeq, a predicted model, not a curated record
CCUCUUUCUCUCGUUUGCAGAUGACAUGGACACGGACGUUGUGCGCAUGCUGGCGGCGUCGAUGGUGAAGGCCACCAAGCCAGCGCCCGCACAGCAGCAGCAGCAGCAGCAGCAGCAGAAGCUGGGGGGUCUACAGCAGGCGUGGCAGCCCGGCAUCAGCAGCAGCACACCCAUGCUCACCACCGUCGGGAGCGAGGACGGGGAGCACGGCGGACUGAAGGCCUGGUGGAGCCGCAUGUCCAACCGCUUCCACCAGCUCAAGCUGAUGCGAACAUUCCGAUUCUCGUCCAAUCAGCUCGCGCCACUGCCCGUCGCCCUCGACGACGAGGGGCCGUCGCCGCGGGGGGCGGGCCGCGAUGACUCGCUCGACACCUCCCUGCUGGACAGCAUCAACACCCUCCUCCUGGACACCGCCCACAGCUCGAUGAUGUCACUGGGUAACAUUGGGGCCGCUUCUACCUGACGUCGGACACGC